AUGGCUGGAAUUCCGGGAAAAGAAACUGAAGCUGUGAAAAGGACAAUGGAUUCGGUUACCUUCGUUUUAGUGACAUGUUUCUUCAUUCUGGCCACUUAUUUCGGAGAUAGCGAUUCGACAUGUUCAGUCUUAUGUAAGGAAUGUGAUUUAUUUACCAGUGAAUGUGUCACGUGUGUAGGGGGAUGGUAUGGUGACCAAUGCACAGACGAAUGUAGCAGCAAAUGUCUCUUGUUAACCGUCAGUGGUGAAGGCGCCCGGUAUUGUGACAGAAAGACAGGUAGAUGUUCCGAAUGCGAGGCAGGAAAGUAUGGAGAAACUUGCGAAUUGGAUUGUGGCAGAGGGUGUAUAUACGGCAGUAAAGGGGGACAAUCGGGGAGGCAUUGCGACCGAGAAUCAGGUGUGUGUUCGUUUGGAUGUGAUGUGAAAAGUGGAUAUUACAGUGUUCAAUGUGAUAAAAAAUGUAGCAUCGGAUGUGAGGAAGAUUUUUUGGCAGGGGUGCGUCCUUGUAACCCAGACAACGGCACCUGCUUACUUGGCUGUGAACCAGGAUGGAUUGGCAAAACCUGCGAAGAAGAUUGUGGAAUUAACUGUGUAACCAAAUUUGAUCAUUAUUAUCGAAAAGACAUUCGGCAUUGCAAUAAUAUUACUGGGGCUUGUGAAAAUGGAUGCGAGGUGGGAUGGUUUGGAAGUAAUUGUUACUGUGAUAGUGAAGGUUAUGAGUGUGAUGAAACUGGAUGUAGUAGUGAAAGUAAGAAAUGUAACAAGUGUUUGAAGGGAUACCACGGUGAAAAUUGUCUUGAUAAAUGCCCAAGCAACUGUGAUAAAGAAGGAUGUAACAGGCAAAGUGGGAUGUGUAUCCGUUGUGCGGACAACAUGUUUGGAGAGACAUGUUCAUGCAAAGGACACUGCAUGACAUCUGGGAGUGGGGACGAUGGGUGUGACGAAAGUGGUGUUUGCAGCACGUGUCAAGAAGGAUUUCAUGGUCCGUUGUGCACUCUAAAUUGUUCCACAAAUUGUGUGGGAGGUCGGUGCGAUAGAAAUAGUGGAACCUGCGAUAGUUGUAGACCUGGAUAUUACGGACAACAAUGUGACAAGAAGUGUUCAGACACAUGUGAUGCAAGCGGUUGCGAUAAAGUCAGUGGAUCUUGUUAUGUAUGUUUAUCAGGAUAUUUUGGUUCUCUUUGUGACAACAAAAACUGUUCUUUCUCGUCUUGUGCCAAUUGUGACAGAAUCAGCGGUGUCUGCCAAGAUUGUGUUCCAGGACGAUACGGUAAAAAUUGCCAGAAACAAUGUAGUAAAAACUGCAAAAGUUCCAUAUGCAGGAAAACAUCUGGACUCUGUGUAAACUGCAUUCCAGGAAAAUUUGGAGAACUGUGUGAAAAAAACUGUAGCUUAAACUGCCACGAUGCUCUCUCCUGCCGUCGAAGUGAUGGUCACUGCCAUGAUGGAUGUAAACUAGGCUAUGAACCACCGAUUUGUUCCUCCGCUUUAACCCAGAGUAGAAUGCAGACGAUGGUUAUAAUCAUUGUUUCCGUGGUUGGGUUUACACUACUGGACCUAUAAUCCCCUGAUAUUCUAAUUUUUUCCUGAAAAUCUCUGACAACCCUUGUACUUUCACGGUACAUUACUGUACUUACAUCUGUGCUUCACAGUACAUAACAGUACAACACUGUACAGAAGCACAGCAUUUCACAGCACCUCCCUUUACUUCACAGUACACUUCCUCUGUACAUCACUUUACUUCACAAUACUUCACAGUACGCAUUCACUGCUUUCCACUGUACGUCACAG
Messenger RNA from Saccostrea echinata, 1791 nucleotides. RefSeq names its product cell death abnormality protein 1-like. Gene Ontology annotation, molecular function: scavenger receptor activity. The record is from RefSeq and is a predicted model, not a curated record. Lineage: Eukaryota; Metazoa; Mollusca; Bivalvia; Ostreida; Ostreidae. The transcript is spliced from 2 exons. The coding region runs from base 1 to 1563 and encodes 520 amino acids.